Molecule: messenger RNA, 1152 nt
Organism: Bipolaris oryzae ATCC 44560
Lineage: Eukaryota; Fungi; Ascomycota; Dothideomycetes; Pleosporales; Pleosporaceae
Exons: 3
Coding region: 1-1152 (383 amino acids)
Source: RefSeq, a predicted model, not a curated record
AUGGACCGGUUUAACGAACCGAAAAGCAGUCUCGAAGGACUCUUAGAUCCACUCACCGACGCACUAGACCACACGCUGGCAGUGUCUAGUGCAAUAGUCUCCGGCGUGGAUCCUCCUCGUAUAUCUCUAUACGAACCAAUGUGCAGUAUUCCUUACGAUUGGAAUGACACAACUGAUCAGUCUGAUGCGAUAAAGCCCACGCACUUAACCACAAUCAGCAAGGCGAUACCUCCAACGGCGUCGGCAAAGGACAGAUCCAAUAAAGUUCACGAAAACUGGUCAACACCACACCCAUUACAGAGAACAGUAGCUGGCGUAAACCCACGAGAAGAUACUCCAAAAUAUACACGCCAUGCUCCAGUCCAGCUCAAGCCAACGUCACUGGCCAAUUCGGUAACAUCAACGGAUUUCAAGCAGCAUGCACAUCCUCAGCUCAAGCCAAAGUCACAAACCACAACUCCUAGAGUGGACCAGUCUUCCGUCCUACCCCCAACCCAAACAGUUAGUUCACGGAGUACCGAUAGUCUGACCAAGCCAACAUGCUCUUUAAACCUGAUGUGCUACAGAUCUGGUAGCCAGGGCUGUGUAAGACGCCAAAUCCAUGUACUCAGUCAAGCCAGGUUGGGCGUAUCUCGAGACGAUUACUCCAAAAUAGUUUCCGUGAAGAAUUCAGGUGGUUUGAUUCGAAAUGAUAAGGAGUUCUUCGCCGCCCUCCAUCGCGAAUACGAGCACCAUAUCUGCGGCUUUUGGCGACGAUACCUAUCGCUUAAGACGCUAAGACAAAUUCGACUCUUAUCGUAUACGCCUUCGACCCGUCCCGAAGUCGUGCCAAUGGAUGACUUUACUCUGCAAGAAAUCUUCUAUGCGUACCAACACUUCGAAAGCAUAAAGACGGAAUCGGAGUGGAUUGAAUGGGUGUUCCGGCUUCGCCAGGCGGACCGCCGUCACGCUCUAGAGUUUGUGGAGGACUGGAGCGGCUUCCGCAUUGGCCUUGUUGGGUCAGUGCCGUGGGUCGCGGCGACUGUAGUGGGUGUUGCGUGGACGGCAAGAGGUGGUGACGCACAGACGGCUUUCACGGUUGCUGGUUUCAUUCUAACGGUUGGAACUUCUUUACUUGCGCUCCUUGCUAUCAUUAGCAAGAUUGAGUCUUGA